GGCCACAGCCACAGUCUUGGUUCGCGGUUUGCAGUGUGUCGACCUCUCCUCGUACGGCCACUGCUGCUCGGUAGAUCGGUCGUCUUUGGAGAACUUGGACAAGUUCUUGAUCUUCAACUGGUGGCUUAGUCGCGAGGCUCUCGGAAGCUGCCCAAUUACCAAACUAAGUUUAGUGCUUUUAUGUGGUGAAGAAAUUGCUGAACUAGAACGUGGGUGCUGAACAACAAGUCAGCGGAACCUCUACCCUAUCAACGAUCUACGCACGGACUGUGCAAUCGGCGUUCCGCUGCUAAACAGCUGAGCCAACACAGAACGCGGUGGAGUGCUGGUUCAGUGAACACCUUCAAUUAACAGUGGUGACUAGUGUAGCAAGAGAGAGCACUUUGAAGUUUGUGCGACGUCGAGAGGAAGCCUGUUACUAGGAGGAUCAUCUGAACGAUCGAUCGAUCAAUCGCUGACGUACCGAGAAAAUUGCCUCUCUCGAAACCGAAUGAAGAAUGCUGUUUGAUGGGCAGUGCUUACGGUUGUGAAUUGUGGUGGUAAACGGUAGUGAGUUGUUGCAAAGCUUGUGAUUAGACACACAUACACACACCCUAAAUAGUUGGUGAAGAGUUGUUAGUGAUAUAGCUCCUGGGUGCGAAAGUCUCCGGCGAGACUUAGAGAUAAGCGAGGAUGCAGCCGAACGAGAAUUAUAACAAUAACAUCAUCCAGGAGGAGUUCGCUCCGACGCUGACCGACAGCGACAAGAGUCCCAUCCACACAUGUGCCAGCACGUCGGCCACGGUGUUCAGCAACAGCGCAGCGACGACCCAACCCAAGGAAACCCCCAAUGGCUGCUGUUCCUCCUCCUCCGGUAGCCCCGCGGAACUGGACUGCGGCAAGCAGGAUGUCUCGUACUACAAACUGCGCCAGUUACUUAGCUACGACGACGCCCCUGCCCACCUCAAGUUCAACCCGUUCAUCCGCAGCGGCUACCGGACCAUCCUGUCCACCAAGCUCUGCUUGGAGAGCAUGUUCUGGUGGACGAACGAAACCGUCAACAUCUGGAGCCACGUCUUUGGGUGGUUCCUCUUCAUCGGGCUCGCGUACUCGGACGUGGUCCUGCUCCAGAUGCACGCCAGCAUGAUCGACAAGCUGAUCGUGGGGGCGUUGCUGGUGUGUUUUCAGGUCUGCAUGAUCCUGUCCUCGAUCUACCAUACUUUCUCCUGCAAGUCGGAGCAAAGCUAUGAGUGCUUCCUCGCGUACGACCUGUUCGGGAUCGCGCUCUCGCUGCUGGCCAUCUUCAUCAGCGGCAUCUACUACGCGUUCUGGUGCAAUGCGGAACUCCGCAACUUCUACAUCAUCACGAUCGGCGUCAUCUUCACCGUGGCCAUGAUCCUCCAGAUCCCCCGCCUCAAGGUCAACUCGAACGCCAAGAUGCUCGCGUUCGUGGCGUGGGCCGCGUACGGGGUCGUCCCGACGCUCCACUGGUACAUCGUGAUGGGCGGCGCCGAAAGUACCAUGGUCAAGCUCUUCAUACCGCGGGUGGCCAUCAUGUACCUGCUCACGGGGACGGCCUUCCUGAUCUAUGUCACCAGAAUACCGGAGCGAUGGUUCGCCGGAAAGGUCGACUACAUUGGCCACUCGCACAACUGGUGGCACGUGUUCGUGCUGGCCGCGCUCUACUACUGGCACAACAGUGGUUUGGCCUUUGCAUUUUUCAUGAUUGAUAACGGAUGUGUAGAAGAUAGAGAUAAAUGUUACCGGUUGUAAAUAGGAUCGCCGGAAAAAAAAAACAAAACAAAGCGAAAACGUUGGACGUAGUCCUACGUUACACUGAAAAAAAUGCUACACACACACAUUCCCAACAGAAUAGCUAAAAGCGCGAAAUAUUUUUAAACUUGUUUUGUUUGCGAUUUUUCUUGCCUUUUGAUUCUUGCCCCCCUUUUUUAAGUUGUUAUAUAUUUGCUUUUUUUUUCGGUGUUUCUACACACACGGGUUAAGGGUGACUUGUAAAGACAUAAGCGGACUGAUACAUAAACACAUGCAAGUUGAGAAAAUAAUAGGAUCUAACCGGAAAGAAUCCCCUCCACACCUCUCCUCCAUCGACUGACUACUAAUACAACUCACUAAGCGAAAGAGGGGCGCCCCGACGGUGACAGAACACUUUCAUAAACACUACAAGGCAUGAAAUAUGUCGAGUACCGGAUGACCCACGGAUGUUCGGCCGGGGUCCAGUACACCUGACCGCCGUCGCCGGAACUGGCCACUAAUUAGUGGGAGAGGGACCCCACCCCCAUCGACACACACACAGUGUAAACAAAAACAAAGCAAAGCAAUUUAGGGAAAGCGAGAGAACGAGAACAAUGCGGGUGCUUGUGAGGGUGUGUGCGUGCGAGAAUUUGAAGAGAGUGUGAGUGAGACAAACAGAGAGAAUCAAGAGACAGAGACAAUACGAGAGAGGGACUCGAGAGAGAGCGAAACCGUUGCUAGUGUUAUUUGCGGUAUAUUUUUAAAAUAGUCCACAGCAUUGUUGAACGUAAAUAGUUGUACAGAAAAAGUUCUAGUUAUUUUCUCCCUCUUACUCUUCUUCUUCCCCUCGUUCAAAGCGUCGUUCUAGUUAAAUAGGGCGGCGCGUAAUAGUGUUUGCUCAAAUUUACCAACUACGACUAUUUACACAGUAUAACAGUACCUUAAACUAACUGAAAACAGACAGAAAGCGCGAGAGAGAGCGAGAGGGACACGCAGUACAGGUAGUAUCAGUUACAUUUUACCAACAACCUAUAAUAAUUCGCAGUACAAGAUGUGAUCUAUUUAGCUCAACUACGGAACUAUGAAACAUACUGAUAGCCAGAGUUUAUUCAGAUUCGUUUAGUAGGACACUUUUUUAGGUCUUUCGAUAAGUAAUAAAGUUUCAAAACAGUU
This is a messenger RNA of Culex quinquefasciatus (southern house mosquito), 2904 nucleotides long. Its product is annotated as progestin and adipoQ receptor family member 3. The record is from RefSeq and is a predicted model, not a curated record. The transcript has 7 exons. Gene Ontology annotation, molecular function: signaling receptor activity. The coding region runs from base 673 to 1752 and encodes 359 amino acids. Lineage: Eukaryota; Metazoa; Arthropoda; Insecta; Diptera; Culicidae. Gene Ontology annotation, cellular component: membrane.